AUUUUCUUUGCUUUUGCUUUUGUUUUCAUUGUCAAGUCAAUUUGCUCAAGAUCAAAGGUUUUGGAGGCAAAGAGUGUUUUUGGAGAGUGGAAAUUUGAGUCAUUUGGAGAAGAAGUAGAAGAAGAAUGGAGGUAUAUGGCAAAUCCAUGGUUGCUGGUCCUACAAAUGUUAUUUAUUUGUCUACGAUUCUGGGCCGGGAUGGGCCAAAUCCUGUGCACAAAUGUGAUUGGAAAUGUGAAAAAGAACAUGUGUGUGGAAACAUGUACAUUUGCAAAUUAACAGGACUUACUCACAUUUGUGACAAGAAUUGUAACCAGAGAAUUUUGUAUGAUAAUCAUAGUUCGCUUUGCUUGGUGAGCAACCAGAUAUUUCCCCUUUCGCCAGCAGAGGAACAGGCUGUUAGAGGUGUUCGGAGGAAGCUCGAUGCUGAGAAUUCCCCCUCUGAUAGCUGUGCUUUUAAGCGCAGACGGGAUGCACAAUGUCAUCCUUCUCCUUUCGAGAGAUCCUUCUCCGCUGUUAGUCCAAUCUGCAGCCAAGUUGGAGAUGGCAUGGAUAUGAGCUAGAUUUUAUUAUCUUAUCAUUUUCCUUUGAAAAUUUCCCGCUUUUCGUAUUAAUGGAACGAAAUAUCGAUGACAGACUUGAUUCACUGCUAUAAUUCAGGACCUGUUGUGUCCUGUCUUCGUGUAGGAACACUUUAUAUCUUUCUAGUCAUGUUUAAUUCGAUGUAGUUAAUCAUUAGCUUCUUCCCUAUUAGUAGGGGAUCAAAGUCAGACUCUUAUUACUGCUUUAUGAAACUUGAAUUGAAUUUAGCUUCUCUUUAACUCUUCUGCUCCUAUUUUAAACCACAAUGGUCUCUCUUAAGGCUUCUAUAAUGACUAUUAUUUAUCCGUUUGCUACUUAAUUUUGUCUAAUUCUUCCAACCGUAUAUCUUUUGGUUGACAUUUUAUUUUUAGAUAAUUUAUAUGUUGUGGUGAUUGGCUAGCUUUGUACUUACUGUGAGGUGUCAUUUUUAGCAUUGUACUUAUUCUGACUAUAUAAUAUCUCUUUUUGUGGCUUAAUAUUUCUCAGUUGCUUAAAUUUUGCUAUGAUUUCUAUAACUUGUUAGUUUGUAUGAUGUACCAUGCAGUAACAGGUUUUCGAGUUCUCAAAAUGAAGUCUUUUUGGUUUGUUAUCUGGUAGAAACUUCUCUGAAUUAUGUUGGUUAAUAUUGUUUAUUCUCUUAUAGGUUGAAGAGGAAUGACAAUAACAUGUUCAUUGGUGAUUCUUGUUGUUUUUUCAUCUGUUCGUCUUUCCUUUUCGUGCUUUUGUUCUUCUAUUCUUUGGGUUGAUCCGUUAUCUGGAUUCCUGAAAUAAAUGUUGAUUUUGCAGGGACUCAAAUUGUGCAAUCAGGAGACUUUAAAUGUGCCUUUUGCAUUUAUGAAUGAACUGUUCCAUUUUAAGUAUUUUGAACUUUGUGGUGCAGAUUUCUAACGUGCACAUUGUUUUUAUCCUUUUCCUAUGUAGGUAUUAACCUAGUAUCAUUCUUCACCCAGAGCUGCACUGAUCAAGGUGAUGGCAGAGAAAAUUAUAUUACUGCUUGCUGUUUCAGGGUUUGGGCUUGUUGGAGGGAAUUCCUCGGCAAUAUGUUGCUGGGAGUGAACCACAGCUCCAUGCUGUUAUUCAUCCAUGGCGGUAUGAAGAACAGCAAUUUCAACCACGCAAUUUUUCGUCAGUUGUAGACAUUUAGUUGCAUGAGAAAGUUGCCAUCCUAAGACUGCCUCAUGCCGAAUUCAUUGUACAUCUGAUGACGAAGGACAACCUUUGGAGCAACAACCUUCACAGUUGCCAUUAGCCACUUUGUUACUACGACAUAUCUCAUCUGAUUAUACAAGCAUUUCAAAGCCUUGCUGUAGUUACUAGCAAUGACAAUCUUGGGAGGCAACAACUUUCUCAUUUAGCAACAUGAGAGUGUUGCCACUGCCUAAGGUUGCCUCAUGCGCGAUUCAUUGUACAUCUGGUGAGGAAGGACGACCUUGGGAGCAACUCCCUUCUCAGUUGCCAUUAGCCGCUUUGUUACUACAACAUAUCUCAUCUGAUCAUACAAGCAUUUCGAAGCCUUGCUGUUGUUACUAGCAAUAACAAUCUUAGGAGGCAAUAACUUUCUCAUUUAGCAACAUGAGAGUGUUGCCACUGCCUAAGAUUGCCUCAUGCACGAUUCAUUAUACAUCUGGUGGGGAAGGACAAUCCUGGGAGCAAUUUCUUUCCGGUUUCCCAUGCCAUUAGGCACGCUGUUACUCCAAUAUAACUGUUCUGAUGGUGCAAGCGUUUCGAAGCCUAGCUAGUUCUCACAAGCAAUGAAAUCUAGGAAGCAACAGCUCUUGCUGCUUCAUAGCCAGUCCCUUCGUCUUAUCCUGGUAAUUAGCAUAUACUGCUGGCCUAAUUUGCAGAGUACCUUUAGAUUUUGUGGAAUUGUUAGGCAAACAACAAUCUAUUAGGGACAUGCCUUGUGUGAAAGCAUUGAAUUUUAGGUAGCAAAACAGUUCCUGUACUGACUUAAAGUAUGGGGAUUUCUUCAAGUCAACCCCUAUGAUGUUCACCUAAUUUAUUUAAAGAAGUUGAAUCUUAGUUUGUUUAUAAUGA
Messenger RNA from Pistacia vera, 2619 nucleotides. RefSeq lists its product as uncharacterized. The record is from RefSeq and is a predicted model, not a curated record. Lineage: Eukaryota; Viridiplantae; Streptophyta; Magnoliopsida; Sapindales; Anacardiaceae. The transcript has 2 exons. Bases 126 to 563 code for a protein of 145 amino acids.